AGGAUGGCAGCCUUACUAAUAUACAGAGAUUUAAUCAGCAGUUGCGCAUAAAUGAGGACUACUACUAUGAUCAAGCGGAAGCUAAAACAUUACAGACAAUUAAAAAUAGUAUAGAUCGGUUGGACAGUGUGGAUCUUAACGCACCAUGUCCGGAGACAUUGUGGGAGCGUGGGACGUGUCGCUAAGUGAUGGCAUUUACCGAAUUGAGUUUGAACAUGGAACAACAACAGGGAAACGGGUCAUUUACAUUAAUGGGAAGGUGAGAAGUAGUCAGUAUUUUCCCGAUUAGAAUGUAUUUAUUUUAUUUGUCAUUAUGUUAGAUUAGAUUAUAUAGUUCAGUUGUCUUAUAUUUUUUACAUAUGUAGGCAUAUGUAAUCAUUAAAUCAUAGGCUGUGGCCUACUUCAUAUACAAAGUUUUAUAUUUCAAGUUUCUAUUAAUAUUAAUGUAUUUGUGUAAUCUUUUUAUUUUACCAUGAAUUUGAUAUUAAGACAAUAAUAAGAUAAGGUAAUGAUAUUAAGAUAAGGUGAAAUAUGUAUCUUAUGUUAUUAUAAUUAAGAUAAUAAAAUAAGAUAAUAUCUGAUACUAUGUAGAGGCCAGAUAUUAUAUGAAUAAGAUCAUAUAAAAUAAUUAUAUUAAGUCCUAUCCACUUUUUAAGAGGUGUUGAGGAGGGAUUGGAUGUUCAAACUGGUGGGCAAAGAAACAUUCCCUGUUGGGAGUACAGAUACAAAAGCAACCAUAUCUAUUGAGGCGAUCACUGGGUUUUCCUAUGAGUACACACUGGAAAUCAACGGAAAAAGCCUCCAAACUUUUUUGGACAACCGAACAAAAAUGUCCAAAACAUGGGUGCUGAAACUGGGUGGUGCUGAUUACAGGAUAGUUCUAGAGAAAGACACUAUGGAUGUAUGGUGCAAUGGACAGAAAAUGGAGACUAUGGGGGAGUUUACAGAAAAUGGAAGCGAGACACACUUUGCAGUGGAGAACCAUGAAUGCUGCAUUAAAGCAUCAAGUAGUGGAAGGAAGCGAAACGGAAUAGUUCAUUCCCUGCUGGUGGAUGGACUUAGGAUAGAAGAGGCCAUUGAGUAAAAUGGAGGCUAAUGGAUUUCAGCUGUGCAAGACAUUUUGCAACAGUGUACUUUAUCAGAAUUAGAUACAGAUGGCAUCGAACAUGUUUAUUUUUCUUCAGGGGAGCCACUAUGAUGGUAUUUGUUCAUUUAUUUGUUACAAAGAUGUUAAAGGUUUUAAAGUAAAGUACCCCACCAACAUAUUUAAUGAAUGGCUUGGCUAUCAGUAUCUAUGAUACUGUAUUAUGCUGAAUAUCAAAGGUUUUUGUGUCUAUCUGUUAAUAAGAGAUUUGUGGACACAUAAAUGUUUCAGAUGUGUGGAUUAAAAAAUAUAGUUUUUAUUUUGAAAGGGUAAAAUCAGAGCAUUGUGGUAAGAUGCCCAGACAAAAGGCACUUAGUGGCAUGUUAUUACUUACAGUUAUUAUUUUCGAUUUAAUAAUUGCUAUAUUUAAUGGGAUUAAUAUUCAG
Messenger RNA from Cyprinus carpio (common carp), 1530 nucleotides. Its product is annotated as fas apoptotic inhibitory molecule 1-like. Gene Ontology annotation, biological process: canonical NF-kappaB signal transduction; positive regulation of neurogenesis; negative regulation of extrinsic apoptotic signaling pathway via death domain receptors. The coding region runs from base 677 to 1084 and encodes 135 amino acids. The transcript has 3 exons. The record is from RefSeq and is a predicted model, not a curated record. Lineage: Eukaryota; Metazoa; Chordata; Actinopteri; Cypriniformes; Cyprinidae.